Fopius arisanus is the source of this 2952-nucleotide messenger RNA. It is a transcript of the gene slgA, whose product is annotated as proline dehydrogenase slgA. Lineage: Eukaryota; Metazoa; Arthropoda; Insecta; Hymenoptera; Braconidae. The record is from RefSeq and is a predicted model, not a curated record. Gene Ontology annotation, cellular component: mitochondrion. Gene Ontology annotation, molecular function: proline dehydrogenase activity; FAD binding. The coding region runs from base 254 to 2113 and encodes 619 amino acids. The transcript is spliced from 12 exons.
CCACCACUCUUUCAAUUGGGAUCUCCGGUUCGACCGCGUGAGGUGCUCGACGGUGUGAGAUAAUUUCCUUUAAAAAAAAAAAACCGAGUAAUCGUUCUUGGCCAUCAAUUGUGCAAUUGAUAAGCCAUUACCGGCACAACGCAACCGUCUGCACUUCAAUAAAACCUUGAAUUCUUGUCAUCCGAUCUGAUUAUAGAAAUUUCAACUCCUCACCUGCUUUUCAAUUCGGAGACUUUGUUGACGUACCUGAGUUAUGGCGUUUUUGAGAACAUUGCCGCGUUAUUGUGCCAGUAGAAAAUUAUUGAAGUGCUUGGAGUCAGGAUUGUUGGAGAAUGGUAGAAAAAGUGUUGUACAUUUAGUGAAAAAUCUUGAUGAACGUGGAUAUUCAACGAGUCAGCCCGAGGGACAGCCGGUAUCCAGGCAAAUCGAUCCACUCGACCUCAAAUUUGAUGAUCCAGUGGCAUCAUUCAAAAGUAAAACAACUAUGGAACUCAUCAGGGCCUACAUCGUGUAUCAAAUUUGCUCUAUCGACUAUGUCGUUGAGAACAAUAUGAAGUUCAUGAAAGUUGCCAAAGCCGUACUGGGAGAGAGAAUUUUCACUUUGUUAAUGAAAACAACAUUUUACGGUCACUUUGUGGCCGGUGAAGACGAGGAGAAGAUCAAACCUGUGAUCGGACGAUUGCGUCAAUUUGGCGUCAAGCCCAUUCUCGAUUAUUCAGUUGAGGAAGAUUUAUCUCAAGAAGAAGCGGAAAGACGUGAACUCAAGGCAUCAGUGUCGGAGGCCGGUGAUGAGAAGAAAGAGGGAACACUAAAGAAAUAUCACGUUGAGAAAUCAUUUGCUGACAGGAGAUAUAAGGUAUCAUCAGCCAGAACGUACUUCUAUCUCAAUGAGGCAUCGUGUGAGAGGAAUAUGGAUAUAUUCAUUAAAUGCUUGGAAGCUGUCAGCGGGGCAUCGAUGGGCGCUGGUAUCACUGCCGUCAAAUUAACAGCUCUUGGAAGACCUCAGUUAUUGCUUCAAUUGUCGGAGGUGAUCAUGCGAGCGCGCCAGUACAUGUCCGAUGUUGUUGGUGGUGAAGGGGCUGUAUUAGCACAUCAUGCCAAACCAGAUGAUUUCAAAAAGAAAUUCGAAGAGGCGCAUAUCAAAGAUGCCGUCCCGGUGCAAAAGUUCUUGGAGAAGAUCCAGGCGGACAAAGAAGGAAACGUUAUCCAUUUGUUCCCAUGGAGUGGAAUUCUCGAUGAGAAUUACGAGUUAAGUGAGACAUUCCAGGUACCUGAUAUCAAGACAGGAAAGAUGGUGAAGUUAAUGACGCAAUUGACUGCCAAGGAAGAGGAAAUGUUCAGAAAUAUGAUAAGACGACUUAAUUGUAUUGUCACGGUUGCUGAUAAGCUCAAUCUUCGGAUAAUGAUAGAUGCUGAGCAAACGUACUUUCAACCAGCGAUAUCGAGGCUGACUCUCGAAAUGAUGCGCAAGUACAAUACAAAGAAGGCAGUCGUGUUCAAUACGUACCAGACGUAUCUCAAGGAAGCAUUCAACGAGGUGAAGACUGACCUUGAGCAAGCAGAGCGUCAAAAUUUUUACUUCGGUGCUAAACUCGUUCGAGGGGCUUACAUCGAGCAGGAACGCGCUAGGGCAGCUGCUAUGGGUUAUGCAGAUCCAACUUGUCCCACUUAUGAGGCGACAACGGACUCUUAUCACAGAACUCUAAUGGAAUGUUUGAGGAGGAUGAAGCAGUACAAGGAUCGACAGGAGGAUCCCAAGAAAAUGGCAAUCAUGGUUGCCUCGCACAAUGAAGAUACUAUUCGUUUUGCUAUUGAAAAAAUGAAGGAAAUCGGCAUUUCACCAGAGGAUAAAGUCAUAUGCUUUGGACAGCUCUUGGGCAUGUGUGAUUAUUUGACAUUCCCACUUGGUCAAUCAGGUUACUCUGCGUAUAAAUACAUUCCUUAUGGACCUGUGAAGGAAGUCCUUCCUUAUUUGUCACGACGGGCGCAAGAAAAUCGUGGAGUUCUCACGAAAAUAAAGAAGGAAAAACGUUUAUUGUUGAGUGAAAUAACUCGACGACUACGGACAGGUCAAAUAUUUUACACACCCAAGGGGAAUUAUACACCCGUCUGAUUGUACUGUUCGUCAUAAAUUUUUAAUGUUGAAAGAAGGACGAACCGGAAAAUCAAUAAACUGGAAGGACUAGGUAAUUUUUUUGUGAAGUCGGUGGGUGCGGAGAUUUGGAUUUUAGAUAUUUUCAAUGUAUGUAUGACAAAAUCAAAACUUGUCGUCUAUCUGGCUGUACCUAAUUAUUGAAACGAAUAGUUGUACUUUUGAAUCUCAUGUCUUUGUUUCAUAGUAUUUUUUGUUGUUCACGAAUCAGUCAGUAUUGAGUUGAUGGAAUGGAUAUGAAGAAUGAAUAUUUUGAAAAAUGUAGUUGGAAAGUGUAAUUGAAUGGAACAUGUGAUCUCGUUUCUAUAAAACCAUGUGCAAAAAUGCAUCAACUAUUUCUCUUUGUUUCCACUUUCUUUCACUCUCUCCACAACAACGAUAGUGUUAAGAAAAUUGGGCUAAACCGAGAGCUAAAUGUGGAACGAUUAUCUAGAAAAAAUAAUUUCAUUUCAAUCGCAUUUCUUUGUAUUUCCGUCUCAUUAAUUUAUUUUUAUUAACGAUCGAAUUUUUUGAUCCACUGGUGCACACCAGGGAUAUUUAAGAAUCUAGUCGUUAUCUUCGACAGGGAAUGACUUUCAUAUUUAAUGAAUAGUACAGAAUAGACGAAAAAAUCAGGAUGAUAAAGUUUUGCAGCGAUUUUUGUCAUUUAAAAAAAUGUUAAUAAAUGUUUUAGUCCCAGAAAAAUCUCGGGAAAUAAAAGACUAUGUAUAGAAGACUAUGUAUAAGUUGUGUUCAUAAUUUUUUUCUUGUAUUAUACAUAGCUUUUGUCAAUAAAUUAUAAAAAUCAUGUGAAGGAAAAA